GGUAACAAUCAAGAAACCGCAAAAUGAAUGUGGAUCUGAAGGAAAAAGGCGACAACAUAACCGAAGAAACCAUGAGUUUGAUCUCUUCGCUUCCUUCACACGCAGAUGCUCAAGGGAAGAAACUCUGCAAGUAUCAAGGAACUUGGUAUUACUUCAACAUUCUCCAAGGCGUUGUUAAUUUCCAGAGAAACUUUCAGCCUCAAGACACCGAUAUAAUUCUUGCUUCCUUCCCCAAAUCAGGCACGACUUGGCUCAAGGCCCUCACCGUCGCUCUCUUCGAGAGAUCAAAGCACCGUUCUUCUUCUGAUGAUCAUCAUCCUCUGCUAUCUAAUAAUCCUCAUGGCAUAGUACCAUUCUUCGAGAUCGACAUGUACCUCGAAAGCUCAACACCGGACUUAACCAAGUUCUCAUCAUCAUCAUCAUCUCCGAGGGUGUUCUCGACUCACAUGCCACUGCACACCAUGAAAGAAGCCCUCAAGGACUCUCCUUGCAAGAUAGUGUACGUUUGCAGGAACGUCAAGGAUACGUUGGUCUCGCUCUGGUGUUUCGCUUGCGCUCAUGAAAAAACAGAACUAAGCAGAAGCCGUUUGGAGUCGAUGUUUAAAUCUUUCUGCAACGGAACUAUCUUUUAUGGGCCCUUUUGGGAGCAUGUCCUGAGCUACUGGAGAGCCAGCAUGGAAAACCCUAGCCAUGUCCUUUUCAUGAGGUACGAAGAGAUGAGAUCGGAGCCUCGUGGUCAGGUUAAGAGACUUGCGGAAUUUUUGGGCUGUGCUUUUACCAAGGAAGAAGAAGAGAGUGGAAUGGUGGACAAGAUCUUGGAUCUUUGCUCUCUGCGUAAUCUGAGCGGUUUGGAGGUUAACAAGAGCGGAAGAAUAAAUACCGUGGAUCACAAGAUUUUCUUCCGUAAAGGGGAAGUCGGCGACUCGAAGAAUUAUCUUACUCCUGAUAUGGAGAAUGAGAUCGACAUGAUCAUCCAAGAGAAACUUCAAGGUUCUGGUUUGAAAUAUUAGAGAUUUCGUCUUUCGUUUGAUGCAGAACAUGAUGAGAAAGGUAACUUCCUUUACGUUACUUAAUAAAUUGUAACUUUGCUGCUGUGUUUUAAAUUAAUA
Messenger RNA from Eutrema salsugineum, 1109 nucleotides. Its product is annotated as cytosolic sulfotransferase 1. Gene Ontology annotation, cellular component: cytoplasm. Bases 24 to 1010 code for a protein of 328 amino acids. Gene Ontology annotation, biological process: sulfation. The transcript has a single exon. The record is from RefSeq and is a predicted model, not a curated record. Lineage: Eukaryota; Viridiplantae; Streptophyta; Magnoliopsida; Brassicales; Brassicaceae. Gene Ontology annotation, molecular function: sulfotransferase activity.